UUAUGGAGCAACAAGUUGCCUUCAGUGCGUAAUUUCCAUCAGACUGGAGUUUAAUCCAUCGCACACGUGAUCGACAAAUCACUUCAGCUGCAAAUAUUUCUCAUCUGUCAAAGAAAAAAAAGAAAAUCCGUCCUGGACAGUCAUCUUAAAAGAGCUGGAAUCAGAAGUGGACCGGUUCCAUGCCUCCAUGCACCCUCUCCAGAUGCUCGGUUGGCCAACGCAGGGUAACUUUGCGCGCGCGGUCCGCUGAAAAGGGCGCUCGGUACAGAUGGGAUCUGAAUGAAUCGGGCUGAGAUUCUGUCCGUCCGCCUCCCUCAGACACUUGUAUGUGUUUUAUACCCCGCGGGCUGAAGGUCCUCCACGUCUCUCGGCGCGCAUCGACUCAGUGGUGGAUCUAUCAAUCACCGAGGAAGGGAGCAGCAAAUGUCGAAGAAACGGAAAAGUCCGGUCGAGCGAGGCUUAGAGGACUGCCAACCUGCGCGAGGCAGCGACCAAGGUUUGACAGAUGAAAAAGUGAAGGCCUACCUCUCACUGCACCCGCAGAUGCUGGAUGAGUUCGUGUUGGAGAGCGUGAGUGCAGAGACGUUGGACAGAUGGCUAAAGAGGAAGAGCAGCAGCAGGCCUGCAGAUGACACGUCAGCUAAAGAAGUCAGCAGGCAGUACCAGGACACAAACAUGCAGGGCGUGGUGUACGAGCUCAACAGCUACAUGGAGCAGCGCCUGGACGCUGGAGGAGACAACAAACUCCUGCUCUACGAGCUGUCCAACAUCAUCAAAACAGCAACAAAAGCUGACAGUUUUGCACUUUACUUCUUGGGAGAAUGCAACAAUAGUUUAUGUUUAUUCACUCCAACGGGGGCCAAGGAUGGGCCUCCAAGCCUUGUCCCCUCUGGCCCCAUCGCGUUUGGGACAACCAUUGCCGCUUACGUUGCCAAGACUCGCAAAACCGUCCUCGUAGAAGACAUCGUGGGGGAUGACCGAUUCCCAGACGGCACAGGACAGGACUCAGGGAUCCGUGUUCACUCUGUCCUGUGCCUUCCCAUCGUCACUGCCAUCGGCGACCUUGUCGCCAUCCUGGAGCUCCGUCGACAUUGGGGCAAGGAGCCCUUUAACCUCAGCCACCAGGAGGUUGCAACAGCUAAUCUGGCUUGGGCUUCAGUUGCCAUUCAUCAGGUACAGGUGUGCCGAGGCCUUGCCAAGCAGACAGAGCUCAAUGACUUCCUACUAGAUGUUUCAAAAACAUACUUUGAUAACAUUGUGGCAAUAGAUUCUCUACUUGAACAUAUUAUGAUAUAUGCAAAAAACCUGGUGAAUGCGGACAGGUGUGCACUCUUCCAGGUAGAUCACAACAACAAAGAACUGUACUCUGACCUGUUUGACAUCGGGGAAGAGAAAGAGGGCAAACCUGUCUUCAGAAAAACCAAAGAGAUCAGGUUUUCUAUAGACAAGGGAAUAGCUGGUCAAGUGGCGCGGACAGGGGAAGUCUUAAAUAUCCCAGAUGCCUAUGCAGACCCACGGUUCAACCGAGAGGUGGACCUUAAAACUGGGUACACCACGCGGAACAUCCUCUGCAUGCCCAUCGUGAGCAGGGGGACCGUCAUCGGUGUGGUUCAGAUGGUGAACAAGCUGUGCGGAAGUGCCUUCACUAAAACAGACGAGAACAACUUCAAGAUGUUUGCUGUCUUUUGCGCUCUGGCCUUACACUGUGCAAACAUGUACCACAGAAUCCGGCAUUCUGAGUGCAUUUACCGAGUGACGAUGGAAAAGCUGUCCUAUCACAGCAUCUGCACGUCAGAGGAGUGGAAGACCCUCACCCAGCUCAACCUCCCGACACCCAUCUAUAAAGAGAUUGAAACGUUCCAGUUUGACAUCAGCCCCUUUGAGGAAAUCUGGCCUGCCGUCUUUAUCUACAUGGUUCAUAACUCCUGUGGAGAGAACAGCUUUGAGCUGGAGAAGCUGUGCAGGUUCACCAUGUCUGUGCGCAAGAACUACCGCCGUGUGCCCUACCAUAACUGGAAACACGCGGUGACGGUGGCACACUGCAUGUACGCCAUCCUGCAGAAAACCCCCGACAGCUUCACAGAGCUGGAGAAGAAAGGCUUGUUGAUAGCCUGCCUGUGCCACGAUCUGGAUCAUAGGGGUUACAGCAACGCUUACCUGCAGAAGUUUGAUCACCCGCUGGCUGCUUUGUACUCCACCUCCACCAUGGAGCAGCAUCACUUCUCCCAAACUGUCUCUAUCUUGCAGCUGGAAGGGCACAAUAUUUUCUCCAACCUGAAUUCCAGCGAGUACGAGCAGGUGCUGGAGAUCAUCCGGAAGGCCAUCAUCGCCACCGACCUGGCGCUGUACUUUAACAACCACCAGCAGCUGACGGAGCUCCUGAGCACCAGCGCACUGGACUUCAACAACCACUCUCACAGGGACCGUGUGAUUGGUCUGAUGAUGACAGCAUGUGACCUGUGUUCUGUUACCAAGCAGUGGCAAAUCACACGACUCACAGCCAACGACAUCUAUGCCGAGUUCUGGGCUGAGGGAGAUGAGAUGAAGAAGAUUGGAAUUCAGCCUAUACCUAUGAUGGAUCGAGACAAGAAGGAUGAAGUUCCAGAAGGCCAAGUACGAGGUUGGAUUUUACAACUCUGUUGCGAUUCCAUGCUACACAACGCUAUCAAAGCUUUUCCCUCCAUCCAGUCCUCUACUAAAAGCCUGCAGGGAAAACCUGAGCCACUGGGAGAGGAUAGCACGAGGAGAGGUGGAGGACGUUGUGCCUACCAAGCCUUGCAUUUCGGGCCCAGUCAAGGUGGAUAACUGACUACCAAAGGGGUUGCUGGCCCACCAAAGGAAUACAACCCAAAUCCUGCCACAGACCUCUGACUUGGACAAAGGAGAAGAACCUGCUAAGUUUAGCAGGAUUUGGUUAAGCUACAAGCAACUUCACUUUGAACACACACAGUUACCUCAUUGGAUGACGGAGGUAUCAACACUGAAGGUUUUCACCAAUCCCGGAGACUGACAAACGUUGGGCGGGAAGGGACUUGAGCCCAUCGCCCUUUUUGUUCUCUAAGCAUGGGAAUUCAUUUGGUGAAAUAGACUUGAGUUGUUUCUAUUUUGGCUGGGUUUUUUUGUGUUUUUAUUAUGUUUUUCUUAGUUUGAGCUGACUCCAUGAUGGUCUUUUUGUGCAGAGGCCUUACUCUGGACUUUUCACAGGCUAGAAUAUGUGAAAUCUUUGUUAUUUCAGGCUCUUUUGCAAUAGUACUGUUUGCCUUCUGUGGUAAGUUGAUUGCACGAGCACUACUUCGGCAAGUUAUUCCCAAAGACAGAAGGAAUGUGCAGAGCAGAUGUGUGGCGUAAUGGCACCUUGCUUUAUUGAGGUGUGCAUUAGAAUGUUCUUUUUUUUUAUUACUUUUUUUGGAUAUAAAAUCUUUUGCAGUACUUGAAUAAAUACAGCCUAUUCCAAGUGGAGAUUGCAGAAAUCCCCCAAGAAAUGUGGAAAAACUGUGAUAAGAGGAGUUGCAUACUGGUGACACUUGUGAGAAAACUCACAAGAGAGUCACAGUGUUUGAAGUCUGAUGUGAACCCUGAAGCCCAACGGCCCCAAGCAUUUAGGAAUCUGCUGCAACAACAUCCCUCUGAUGAACAGGAUUUUCAUCUCAGUCCCAGGCCAAGACUGCAUAUCGUGAAGCUUCUCCGUCUCUUGCGGCAUGGAGGACGUUGGGAGGAAACAGGCGGAGCUCCUCCUCUUUCCAUCCUCUCUGGCCUGUCCAUCUCUGGGAUUCCAACUUAAGAGUGUUUGACAUUUUGCCAGACAUCCCUCCCAUCCAAAAACUCCUCGUCCUCUUCCUUAAACGCUCAUUUUUCAAUACAGAACUAGAGGAAACAUUUGGACUCUUUCUAAUGAGCUUCUAAGAUCUUCCAAAGACAAAGGAUUUUGUCUUCAUCUGUCAUUCCAAUGAACCAUUUCUGCUCACGUCUUUUGUUGUGUGACAGGUACUGCGGUCCUCCAGUGUUGUGAAUGUAGAUUUCCACGAAUGUUCUGUUUGGUGGUCUGAGUUGACGCACUGUCGUUUGGCUCCGCCUUCUCCGUGUUACCUUUCAGAACAGCUCCCAGCAGGCGUCGACCAGGAGCAACCGCUGGCACGCACCUUACCGGAGCUGCGUAAGACGGGAACGGGUUGUGCAGCUCCUGGGGUUCAGUGGACUCGAACCUUUGCUCUGAUGGUGCUGAACAGAUGGGCAGCCAUGCACUUUCUGAAUGAGUGCGUUUGCGUGUGUUGGUGAAUGCAUGCGAGAGCGAAAGCCGUUUCACCCUCCACCCACCUCAGCCCCUCCCGACCACAUGUUAAGUCACUGCACUGUCCCUUCCACUUUUUAGCACCAGUUAUAUCCCACCAUCUGCACUAUGUUUAGCUUAUGAUCUUUAUCAUUAGCGCUAUUAUUAUUAUUAUGUCUAUUGUUAUUUUCUUAAUUAGAGUUAAAUUUUAAUUAACUUAUAUUUUUUAUACAAAGAAAAACAAUGUUGGCCUUUUUUCUUUUUUGUACAAAGUAAACAUAAAAGAUAAAUUAAACAGUCUAGACAUGUUACUGUUACCCAGAAUAACUGAGGAAUGUCUCAACUGUAAAUGUAAGAGCCGUAGCCCAAAUGACUUUUAUUAAAUAUGUCUCUAAAAAAAUAAAAAAA
Messenger RNA from Oryzias latipes (Japanese medaka), 4675 nucleotides. RefSeq names its product phosphodiesterase 10A (gene pde10a). NCBI's taxonomy places the organism in Eukaryota, Metazoa, Chordata, Actinopteri, Beloniformes, Adrianichthyidae. Gene Ontology annotation, biological process: signal transduction. The record is from RefSeq and is a predicted model, not a curated record. Gene Ontology annotation, molecular function: 3',5'-cyclic-nucleotide phosphodiesterase activity; protein binding.